This is a messenger RNA of Necator americanus (New World hookworm), 402 nucleotides long. RefSeq lists its product as uncharacterized. Lineage: Eukaryota; Metazoa; Nematoda; Chromadorea; Rhabditida; Ancylostomatidae. Gene Ontology annotation, cellular component: cytosol; nucleus. The record is from RefSeq and is a predicted model, not a curated record. Gene Ontology annotation, biological process: fatty acid transport. The transcript has 5 exons. Gene Ontology annotation, molecular function: fatty acid binding. Bases 1 to 402 code for a protein of 133 amino acids.
AUGAGCUUCGAAGGAAAAUGGGUUUUGGACAAAAGCGAAAACUUCGACGAGUACAUGAAGGAAGUUGGAGUUGGCCUCAUCACCCGUACCGCUGCAGCUCAUCUUAAGGUCAACCUUGAGGUUAAGAAGGAGGGAGACAAGUGGAUCUUCCAGCAAACGUCAACCUUCAAAAACUCUACCCUUGAGUUUAAACUCGGAGAGGAAUUCGAAGAGACAACUCCUGACGGUCGAAAGUUCAAGGCUAAGAUUGUCCUCGUAGAUGGAAAACUCGUUCACAAGCAGACACCUAUCAAGAGCGAUGACAAGCCGUCAACGAUCACUCGUUGGGUGGAGAACGAUCGCCUGAUCACGACGUUGGAGUCAGGAAAUGUGGUGUGCCGUCGAGAAUACGUUCGUCAGUGA